CGAGAGCAGCGUUAGCUUCGUUAGCCUCGGGACCAGUCGUUGUGUGAAAGACUGGACAUCCCGGCAGGAUGAAUAUCUGCGCUCAGUAUCUCCGACAGGCAGAGGCCCUGAAGGCUGACAUGACAGAUUCAAAGCUCGGGGCAGCAGAGGUGUGGACGUCUCGACAGGCUCUGCAGGAUCUCUACCAGAAGAUGCUGGUCACAGACCUGGAGUACGCUCUGGACAAGAAGGUGGAGCAAGACCUGUGGAACCAUGCGUUUAAGAACCAGAUCACCACGCUGCAGAGUCAGGCCAAGAACAGAGCCAACCCCAACCGCAGCGAGGUGCAGGCCAACCUGUCGCUGUUCCUGGAGGCUGCCAGCGGCUUCUACACACAGCUGUUGCAGGAGCUGUGCACCGUGUUCAACGUGGACCUGCCGUGUCGCGUCAAGUCAUCUCAGCUCGGCAUCAUCAGCAAUAAACUGGGAGGAGGAGGAGGGGGAGGAGGCGCCAUCGUCACACCACAGCCCAGCUCCUGCUCCUACAUCUGCCAGCACUGCCUCGUCCACCUCGGAGACAUCGCUCGUUACCGAAACCAGACGAGUCAGGCCGAGUCGUACUACAGACACGCUGCUCAGCUGGUCCCCUCUAACGGUCAGCCGUAUAACCAGCUGGCGAUCCUGGCCUCCUCUAAAGGAGAUCACCUCACCACCAUCUUCUACUACUGCCGCAGCAUCGCUGUCAAGUUCCCCUUCCCUGCUGCCUCCACCAACCUGCAGAAAGCCCUGUCCAAGGCUCUGGAGAGCCGUGACGAGGUGAAGACCAAGUGGAGCGUGUCAGACUUCAUUAAGGCCUUCAUAAAGUUCCACGGUCAUGUGUACCUGAGUAAGAGUGUGGAGAAGCUGGACGUUCUGAGGGAGAAGCUGGAGGAGCAGUUCCAGAGGUUGAUCCUCCAGAAAGCCUUCAGCUCCCAGCAGCUCGUCCACAUCACCGUCAUCAACCUGUUUGAGCUGCACCACCUCAGAGACCUGACCACCGACGCAGGAGAGCAGAGCUACAGCAGCGAGCAGCAGAUCAGCUGGUUCCAGCUGCUCGGACUCUUCAUGUCCUUCCUGGGCGUGAUGUGCAGCCGCGCUCUGUUCAACAGGAAGCGUGGCGAGGAGAUCAUGGGCGAGUGUCCGCUGCCCGCCAUCAAAGUCUCUCUGGAUUGGCUCAAACUCAGACCCAGCGUCUUCCACGAGGCCGCCGUCGACAAGAGGCAGUACAUCUGGCCCUGGCUCGUCUCCAUCCUCAACAGCUUCCAGCCCAAAGAGGACGACGUGUCCUGUUCAUCAGUGACGCCGCUGCCGGAGGAGUUUGAGCUGCAGGGUUUCCUGGCUCUCCGGCCCGCUCUGAGGUCUCUGGACUUCACUAAAGGCCAUCAGGGGAUCCUGGUGGACCGGGACGGACUGCCGGUCCACAGCCGACACCAGAGACUCAUCAGCCUGGGGAAGUGGGUCGCUGACAACCAGCCGGGGCUGAUCCAGUGCCAUGUGAGUGAGGAAGGCCUCCUCAUCUUCAUCACCGACAUCCCCGAGCAGGCCAUCGAGGAGCCGCAGGAGAAGGAGGCGCCGGUGCUGCAGGAGUCGUCCAACGGCGAGCAGACGCCCAACGACGGCGGGAACGGCGGGCUGAAGUCGGUGCUGUCGGCGGGGAAGACUCAGAGCUCGUGGCCCGACGGAGGAGACCGGCCCGUCGUCACCUUCAAAGAGAACAUCAAACCCAGAGAGCAGAGCCGCGACGCCACACGCAGCCACCACCAGAAGGACGCCGCCAAGGAGCGCCGAGACUUCGCCAAAGGAAACGGAGCCGCGGGGAAAGGAGAGCUGAAGAGAGACGGGAAGAGGAAGAGCGAGAUGAAGAAGAGCGGACACGAGAAGGCGACGGACGCUGGGAAACAGGUGAAAGCUCAGGUGGAGCUGAGGAAGACUCCGGUGUCUGAGGCGAAGAAGACGCCCGCCACUCAAACUCAAACCACCUGCUCGUCCCAGUUCAUCCCCAUCCAUCAUCCUGGAGCCUUCCCCCCCCUCCCCAGCAGACCUGGGUUCCCCCCCUCCGCCUACGUCAUCCCCCCCCCGGUGGCGUUCCCGGGUCUCCAGGUGAACCCGGGUUUCACCUUCUCCACGGGGGUCUCUGUGCCGGGUCCGUUCCUGCAGCCGGCGGUCCACACGCAGGCCGGGGCUCAGGCCGGGAAGCAGUCCCACAUUCCCUACAGCCAGCAGAGGCCCUCGGGUCCCGGUCCGGGCCAGGGUCCGGGGCCGGGCUCCUCGGGGCCCCUGCCCCAGGGCCCGUCUCAGGGGGGGCAGACCCAGGCGCAGAGCCCCUCCCAGCAGGCUUUGCAGCAGCUGCAGGUGAUGAGUCAGCAGCAGCAGUCUCCCACCAAACCGGGCCAGAUGGGCAAGAGUCCUCCUCACCACCCGGGUCUGCAGCAGUACAUGCAGGUCCAGGACCAGCAGACCCAGCUCUGGUCUCAGGCUGCUCUCCAGAAGCUUCCGUCUCUGCAGCUCUCUCUGAAGCAGCAGCAGCAGCAGCAGAGUUUCUACAUGGCUCCUCAGGAUCCGCUCAAACUGUACGAGCACCAGCUGCAGGGUCCCGCCGUGCCCCCCCCUCCCCACGCCGUGCCCCCCCCGCCCCACGCCCAGCCCCCUCCGCCCCACGCCCAGCCCCCCCCGGCCCUCGCCAGCAUGGAGAAGAAGCUGAAGUACCCCGACGUGAAGGUGCAGGACUUCUACUGGGAGCCGUCCUACAGGAUGGGGGAGGGGCUUGCUGUGAUGGACAGGAUGAAGCGGCCGGGCGGCGCCAUGUGCUCGGAGCAGGACGCCGCCGCCGGGCCACGCGGACCCCCGUUCGAGCUGCCCAACCAGGCGAGGAUGGAGGGCGUCCCCGAGGUCGUCAGCCAAUCAUCUUCUCUGCUGCCCAUGUCUGGAUUCCCCAUGCAGGAGUACAAUCAGAACAGCAUCUUCAGUCAGGCGUACGGUAAGAACCUGCCGCCCAGCUCCAAGCCCGACGCUCCCAUGAUGCACCAGGAGCCGUCUCUGUACUCGCUGUUCGAGGGAACGCCGUGGUCGCCAUCGCUGCCCGCCAGCUCAGAUCACUCCACCCCAGCCAGCCAAUCCCCUCACUCCUCCAACCCCAGCAGCCUGCCGUCCUCCCCCCCCACACACAACCACGGCGCCAUGCCCUUCUCCAACUUCGGGCCAAUCGGCACACCGGACAGCCGGGACCGCCGCAUGGUCGACCGCUGGAAGGCCGAGAAACCCGGAGGCGUGAGCGGCUUCGGCCUGGAUUACCUGCCGGCGGCGUCGGCGGCGUCAGACUGGCAUCAGGCCGGACCGACCGGCAGCUCCUGGACCAAUCAGGAGUCUCCGAUGGAGGAGUCGUCCUCCACCGUUCUGCUGGACAGCCUCAAGUCCAUCUGGUCGAGCUCCAUGAUGCAGCCGGGCCCGUCUGCGUUGGAGCAGCUCCUCCUGCAGCAGAAGCAGAAGCAGCAGCGAGGUCACGGCGCCAUGAACCCGCCGCACUGAACGCCGAGCGCCGGCGCUUUGAGUCAGCGAGCUCCACGAGGCACGCAGGACACCCGUUUGACCAGCUCCAAAAAAAUGUGGAAAUUAAACCGGCGAGAAACGGUGGAGGCUGGGGAGGCGACGCGACCCCCCGACGAGGCUGAGACUCCAACCCCCCCCACCUGCCCUCGGCCGUCCAGGAGCGGGGUGACGCCCCUCCUGGAUCGGAGGGAGCGGGAUCUCUUCAUCCGCGGCGCCACGCGCUACCUACCGCCGGGUUCCUUCUAACCCGCGGACACAAACACCCCCCACCCCCUUACCCCCC
Scomber japonicus (chub mackerel) is the source of this 3846-nucleotide messenger RNA. It is a transcript of the gene smg7, whose product is annotated as SMG7 nonsense mediated mRNA decay factor. Gene Ontology annotation, cellular component: telomerase holoenzyme complex. The record is from RefSeq and is a predicted model, not a curated record. Gene Ontology annotation, molecular function: telomerase RNA binding; telomeric repeat DNA binding; protein binding. Gene Ontology annotation, biological process: nuclear-transcribed mRNA catabolic process, nonsense-mediated decay. NCBI's taxonomy places the organism in Eukaryota, Metazoa, Chordata, Actinopteri, Scombriformes, Scombridae.